AAAAAUAAAAACGGAAAAAAACAAAAGAAAAGAAGGAAAGAAUAGAGACAACAUUAAACAAGUAACAAACACACACAGACACAGUUGUCUCCCUUUCGAUCCAUUGGAACUUCCAAAGAGCCUUUAAUCAGAACUCCAUCAACGUUCUUCUUCCAAAGAAGAAGACGAAGAAGAAGAAGAAGAGCAAACUCCAUCAACGUUCUUGGGACUACGCAACACAGCACAAAACCCCUUCGCAAAAUUCACCAAUAGAUCUACUCCUAACACCACAAAGUUUCUUCUUUUCCCUCUUCCAUUGUAGAAUCUCCUUCAUUCACUUCAUGGAUGUGCGGUUGUAGAUAGUGUAUAAAGCUUGAGGAGAUUUGCUGCUGAGAAGCAUGGCUGAUAUAGCAGGUUUACUUGAGGCAGCAGGAUCAAGGUUCAGUGCAUUGGAGCUUAUUGGGCAGGGAUCAUUUGGUGAUGUCUAUAAAGGGUUUGACAGAGAGCUUAACAAAGAAGUUGCUAUCAAAGUAAUUGAUUUGGAAGAAUCGGAGGAUGAAAUUGAUGAUAUUCAGAAGGAAAUUUCUGUUCUGUCACAAUGCCGAUCUCCAUACAUCACUGAGUACUAUGGUUCCUAUCUCAAUCAAACUAAACUCUGGAUAAUAAUGGAAUACAUGGCUGGCGGCUCUGUUGCUGAUCUACUUCAAUCCGGUCCUCCACUGGAUGAAACAUCCAUUGCUUGCAUUCUACGUGACUUGCUACAUGCAAUUGAUUACCUACACACUGAAGGAAAAAUUCAUAGAGACAUUAAAGCUGCAAACAUUUUAUUGACCGAGAAUGGUGAUGUAAAGGUUGCAGAUUUUGGUGUUUCUGCACAGCUCACGAGGACCAUAUCAAGGAGAAAGACAUUUGUAGGAACACCUUUCUGGAUGGCACCAGAGGUUAUUCAGAAUUCCGAAGGAUAUAAUGAGAAGGCAGAUAUCUGGUCUAUGGGGAUCACUGCAAUUGAGAUGGCAAAAGGGGAGCCUCCACUUGCCGAUCUUCAUCCCAUGAGAGUGCUUUUUAUCAUACCUCGAGAGAAUCCUCCGCAGGUUGUCUUUAUCUCUUUCAUUAUUUACCCCUAUUAAUGGCUCCAAUUCCAGAGGCCAAGUGCUAAGGAACUUCUCAAACACCGUCUUAUUCGGAAUGCUAGGAAGAGUCCAAAGCUUGCAGAAAGAAUAAGGGAGCGUCCAAAGUACCACAUAAAGGAUGAUCCGGGGGCGGAUGAUCCAGGGACUGUUAAAAAAGUCCCAAGAGGGAUGGGUGAGGCUUCUGAUACUAUGAAGGUGUCUAGAGAUGUUAGAGCUGAAGAAACUAGUAGAACCAGUGGUCAGGGUCAAACUGUAAAAAGUGCUGGAUGGGACUUCAACAUUGGUGGAUCACAAGGCACUGUUCGUAGCGGUACUGUUCGUAGUGUAGCACGACCACCUGUUUCACAAAAUCAGGUUACCCAAAGAAAAGCUCCGGAGAGUGGCUAUCAAGGGGGAACUGUCAGUAGAAGUGCACUAAACGAGUCGGUUGAAAGUUCACUCGGAAAGGAUCUUAGAAUUACAUAUCAUGAUGAGGAUCCGGAUGAUCAUGAUGAAGAUGAUGAAGGGAAUGGAUCAGGAACUGUCGUUAUUCGAUCUCCAAAAGCAUCAAGGCCAUCAGUAGUUCGUGGCCAAAGCUCCCAGUCUAGCAGCAGCUAUGCUUCUCUUGAAGAUGCUUCUACCAGUGGAACUGUUGUCUUGCGUAACCAGAAUGAUGAUUCUGAUUCUUCACAAACACCUAGGUCCCGCAAGGGACUUAACGACAGAAAUUCUAUUACUUCACUGGAAGAUAGUGCUGCAAAUCUUGCUGAGGCAAAGGCUGCUAUCCUAAGGAAAGCAAAUGCUAAAGAGAGAAAAUUCAACAAUAUACAAGAAAGCAAGAGAGACCAAAUGGCAGGCAGUUCUGAUUCUUCAAGAUCACAUCAUGAAUACCAUGAUCCUCAAAAGGGCAUGUCAAGAUCACAAUAUGCCAGUGAUGAUGAAGAGAGUGCUAAAGUUAUGUCGUCCUCUGUGCCAUUAUCAGUUUUGCUCGCUCCUUCACUAAAAGAGACCAUUGCUAAUGAUCCAGAAGGGGCAAUCGUGCGAGCGGUUAUCAGUUCUCUCAUAAACAUGGAGGGCACAAGGCCACGAUCCUGCGAUGUUCUUGUCAGAAAGUUGCUUCAGCGGUUGGCAAGUUCAAAGGAAGAUUCAUUGAAGGACCUGCAGGAACUAGCAGGCCAACUAUUCAGCAAGACCAAGGGAACCGGAGACACGCGAAACACCGAAGCCGAUAGCCGGAGGAAACAACAGAACAAGGACAUCCAUCAAAAUAGCAAUUUGAGCCCACUAGCCAGAUUUCUUCUCUCAAGAUGGCAGGGUCAAAGCUCACGUGAUCUAAACCAAUCUUGAGGAGAGUUAUUACAAAUUAUAUUGCGUUUCAACUCGCUGUUUAUGCAUUUAUUCUAAUUAAAAUGUACAUAUAUCAUUGUAACAAAUUGCUUUUUCCCCCUUUUCUAUUUAUUAUUAUUAUUGUUAUAGAAAAAGUUUUGUCUUCUAGUCAAAAUUACUUCAAAGCUGUAUAAUUGGAGGGUUUUCUUAGGUACAUCCAAAUUGUAACUGACUAAUAUGUCUAUUGCAUUUUGGGAUAAUAAUCCAAUACCUUUUAUUCUUUUUCA
This is a messenger RNA of Arachis ipaensis, 2701 nucleotides long. The record is from RefSeq and is a predicted model, not a curated record. Lineage: Eukaryota; Viridiplantae; Streptophyta; Magnoliopsida; Fabales; Fabaceae.